Dryobates pubescens (Downy woodpecker) is the source of this 1032-nucleotide messenger RNA. RefSeq names its product SNW domain-containing protein 1-like. The transcript is spliced from 2 exons. The annotation marks the transcript as partial. Gene Ontology annotation, cellular component: spliceosomal complex. NCBI's taxonomy places the organism in Eukaryota, Metazoa, Chordata, Aves, Piciformes, Picidae. The record is from RefSeq and is a predicted model, not a curated record. Gene Ontology annotation, biological process: mRNA splicing, via spliceosome.
UGCAUGGUGGAAGUGCAGAAGGACCCUCUGGAGCCUCCCCGCUUCAAAAGGAACAAGAUUCCACGGGGACCACCUUCUCCUCCUGUGCCUAGAAUGCACUCUCCUACUAGAAAGGGAACUGUGAAAGAGCAACAAGAGUGGAAGAUUCCUCCGUGCCUGUCGAACUGGGAAAACACAAAGGGUUACACUGUGGCACUAGACAAGCGUCUGGCUGCCGGGGGCAGAGGACUGCAGGCUGUUCAUAUCAAUGAAAACUUUGCCCAGCUUGCUGAGGCUCUCUACAUAGCUGACAGAAAAGCUCGGGAGGCAGUAGAGAUGCGUGCCCAGCUGGAGAGGAAGAUGGCCCAGAAAGAAAAGGAAAAGCACGAGGCAAAGCUGCGAGCAAUGGCUCAGAAAGCCAGGGAGAGCAGAGCAGGGCUCCAAAGCCAUGCUGGAAAAGAGGCUGCAGAAGCCAGAGCCAGAGAUGAAGCUCGACACGAGCGGCACCAAGAGAGGCAGCGUGACAGAAAUCUUUCCAGGGCAGCCCCCGGGAAAAGGUCAAAGCUGCGAGGAAAUGAGACCAGAGACAUCAGUGAAGUGAUUGCCCCAGGGGUACCCAAGCCCAGCACAUGCAAAGAAAACCUGUACGACCAGAGGCUGUUCAACCAAAGCAAGGGGAUGGAGAGUGGCUUUGCAGGAGGAGAGGAUGCCAUUUCUAAUGUUUAUGACCAACCCUGGAGAAGUGGCAAGGCUAUGCCCCAAAGCAUCGCCAGACCAACAGAAAACCUGGAGAAGGACAUGGAUGGGCAUUAUCUAGAGGCUCAAAUGAAGACCAAGAGGGUUGCUGUGACCGUUUGAGGCUUUGUUCCUCAGAGAGAGUUGUCUCACUCAGAUAUGAGAGGGAAGGGCAGAGAUGGCCCAGUUCAGUUUGAAGAGGAUCCCUUUGGUUUGGACAAGUUCCUGAAAGAAGCUAAGCAACGUGGUGCUUCUAAACGCCCAUCAGAAUGCAGCUGUCCAAAAGAGCAUGGGAGCAAAAGGAGCAGGAAGGACUGA